This is a messenger RNA of Haemonchus placei, 2172 nucleotides long. The record is from the annotation of a GenBank genome assembly. NCBI's taxonomy places the organism in Eukaryota, Metazoa, Nematoda, Chromadorea, Rhabditida, Trichostrongylidae.
AUGGUAUCGGACCCUAGCACAAGCCUUAACGGAUGUCGUGUGGCCCUACUCUCAUGCGGACAAUUUGAUCCACCCUCAUAUGCUCACUUACGGAUGUUCGAGCGAUCUCGGGACUUUCUAGUCCGAACUAUGGGCUGCAAAGUAGUCGAGGGGAUCAUGAGCGUCUCAGCAGACUCGCCAACGACUUGCACACCUGCUAAGCAUCGAUUAAGAAUGGUCGAAACGGCUGUGAGAAGAAACUUCUGGAUACGUGCUGGAGAUUUUGAGUGCAGUCAACGAACACCUGUACGACAAAUAGCCGUCUUGAAGCACUAUCAAAAGAAGUUAUCACAAAAACAUGAUGAACCUAUUCGGGUCCUAUACGUAUGUGGAAGUGAGGUACUCGAUGAACUGGUCUCUAUUAAACCGAAUACGCCACCACUUUGGACUCACAAUGAGAUCAGGGAGCUUCUCCAACGACACGGUUUAAUUGUGCUGAAACGUGGUCGAACACACCCCUCACAAACAAUCUACCUCACGGAUAUUCUCAGACAAUAUCAGAAAAACAUUUACGUAAUCGAAGAUGAAACAUUCCCGAACGAUCUCCGUUGUUCUCGGAUCAGGACCGCGCUACGACGUGGCGAAUCCGUCAAAUACUGUUUGGAUGAUGAUGUUAUAGAGUAUAUAAUUGAAAAUAAUCUGUACAGAACGUCGCCCGUAAACACAACCACAAUUCAUCAACAUCAACAGUUACACAAAUUUAGGGACUAUGAUUAUGACCAGUGCGUUUCUGGUAUAUCUACGGCGUCUGCUCCAAAUUUGAGCACCUCAUGCAGAGCUGGAAGGAGCACCGAUGAAGUCCCACCCGAACCGCCUCAACGAAGUAGUUCCGAAAAGCUUAGUGAAAAAUACAAAAGCAGUAUGAUCCCUCCUGCGGAAUGGCGGACACCGCCUACAUCUCAGCCGUCUUCUUCGGAAAGCUGUAGCAGUAGUCGAGAGACUUCGGAACCUCGCCAACUGCCACUGAAAUCUUCCUGUCAUUCGGUUCGCGACCCUUCGACCAGUGAACGAUACUCUGUAAAAUGGUCUGAUGCCCUGGAUCCAUUCGAAAAAGCCUCCAAACAUGAACCAGUCGAAGAGGAUUAUGCUCCGAUUCGAAAGCCCUCCAACCCGGAUCAGGAUCCGAAUCAACUGACUGUGAUUGUGCCUGCGAAAGAGACCGUAACGGCCACUUUUUCCUUGCAGCCAAGAACGAAUGAACAGAAGGAUGACGGUUUGGAAGGUAUUCCACCCGAGUUACCCAAAGCGGCAUUCAUGAAGCCGAUCCUCAGUCAGCCACAACCAGCUGCCGAUUCGCCGUUGUUCAAUGAGACUACCACCACCGACUGCGAUGCAAUUCCAAACUGUGUCAUUUCUUCCGUGACGACAGAGGCAUGUCGUGAAACGCUGCGCACGUUCACAGACAGUCCAUCGUACGAUAAUGUGACAUUGGACGAUCUGCUGGCUGCCAGCACCUCAUGGGCUGAAUAUCUCCACAAGGAAAGCGAGCGAAUAGAUGGAUUAAAAAAUGAUGACAGCAAAGAUUCUGCGGUACCGAAUGAUCCACCUCCAACCAAGAACACUUCACCUUCAGGCAAGAACCAUUCUGCAAGCAAAGCCACCACGUCUUCUGCAGAAAAACCUCCCCACAAGGAAAAAGAGAAGAAAAAAGGAGGAUGGUUUUUCAAUCGAAGUAAAAGCAUGAAAGACCUCAAACCUCAAAAAGAAGACGAGACGUUGAUUCGGAUAUGUGCCACGGACAGACGGGAACAACCACAAACAUCACCAGAAAUCCUCUGGCGGAAAAUCAAUCAGACCAUCGAGAAGGAACGGUGGUCUGACUUGCCUCCGUCACCAAAACCACAGAACUACUGUCUUCGACAUCCCGAAAAACGAUUCGAUAAACAGCGGAAGGAAGCGGUCAACUCGAAGAGCAUUCGUUUUGAUGUGACUAAAUCGGCCGAGAAUAUUCGACACGUCGAUGCUCGCCCACAGACAAAUGGACGAGUUGCUACGGGAGAGAAACCUUCCACCACAGCAGCUCCUCCCUCGAUGACGCAGUCAAACUAUGAAGGUGCCACACAAAGCGAAGACGGUAUCACGUUACGAUUUCGACGCUAUAAACUCUCCUCUACACCGGAAACUACUGUAUAA